GCAGCCCAGGCCCGUGCAGCCCUCGCCAUGCCGGUCAAAGGAGGCACCAAGUGCAUCAAAUACCUGCUCUUCGGCUUUAAUUUCGUCUUCUGGCUUGCUGGGAUUGCAGUCCUUGCCAUUGGACUAUGGCUCCGAUUCGACUCUCAGACGAAGAGCAUCUUCGAGCAAGAAAAUAGUCAUUCCAGCUUCUACACAGGAGUUUAUAUUCUGAUUGGAGCCGGCGCCCUCAUGAUGCUGGUGGGUUUCCUGGGCUGCUGUGGGGCUGUGCAAGAGUCCCAGUGCAUGCUGGGAUUGUUCUUUAUGUUCCUCUUGGUGAUAUUUGCCCUUGAAAUAGCUGCGGCCGUCUGGGGAUAUUCGCACAAAGAUGAGGUGAUUAAGGAACUCCAGGAAUUUUACACGGACACCUACCUCAAGCUGAAAAACAAGGACGAGCCCCAGCGGGAAACGCUGAAAGCCAUCCACUAUGCGUUGGAUUGCUGUGGUAUAGUAGGGGGAGUGGAACAAUUCAUCUCGGACAUCUGCCCCAAAAAGGAUAUACUUGCAAGCAUCACAGUGAAGCCCUGCCCUGAGGCCAUCAAAGAGGUCUUCCACAACAAGUUCCACAUCAUCGGCGCCGUGGGCAUCGGGAUCGCGGUGGUGAUGAUCUUUGGCAUGAUCUUCAGUAUGAUCCUGUGCUGUGCUAUCCGCAGAAGCCGAGAGAUGGUCUAGAGUCAGCGUGCACUCCUGAGCAGGAAAGUUUACCCCUGAAGAUCGUUGGUUAUUUUCCUGGGGUUUUAUUUUUGUUGUUAUAGUUUUAUUGUUGUUGUUGUUUCUUUUUUUUUUCCUUUUUUUUGCCACUAACUUUUAGUAUUCAUUCUGCAUUUAUAAACAAGGAAAAAAGUUAUUCUAUGUUUAUCUUUUUUAAUGCUUUAUUCAUAUGGAUAGUUGAGAGAUUGAGGGACUUGUUUUGCUUCGGUUUAUAAUUUUUGGUUUGUUUUUGCUUAUUAUGUUAGGCAGAAAUCCUGCAAUGAAAGGUACUAUAUUUGCUAGACUCUAGACAAAAGAUAUUGUACAUAAAGAGAUUUUUUUUUCUUUAAAUAGAUUUAAAAAAAUGUCUAUCAAAUUUAAUCAGAUUGUAACUUAUGUUGAAGACAAUUUGAUACAUAAUAAAAGAUUAUGACAAUAUCCUG
Messenger RNA from Myotis davidii, 1169 nucleotides. RefSeq names its product CD9 molecule (gene CD9). The record is from RefSeq and is a predicted model, not a curated record. The coding region runs from base 28 to 708 and encodes 226 amino acids. Gene Ontology annotation, cellular component: membrane. NCBI's taxonomy places the organism in Eukaryota, Metazoa, Chordata, Mammalia, Chiroptera, Vespertilionidae. The transcript has 8 exons.